Bipolaris oryzae ATCC 44560 is the source of this 639-nucleotide messenger RNA. RefSeq lists its product as uncharacterized. The transcript is spliced from 2 exons. The record is from RefSeq and is a predicted model, not a curated record. The coding region runs from base 1 to 639 and encodes 212 amino acids. Lineage: Eukaryota; Fungi; Ascomycota; Dothideomycetes; Pleosporales; Pleosporaceae.
AUGUCUGGCCUUAUCUGCGCCCAAGCAUCUCCGGGGCGGGAGCUUGCCCUAUGCCCUUCCUUCUCUCGCCCCUCGUUGGACGGGACAAGAUAUAACCCCGCCCCUAGCCGCAGCCGUGGGCUUCUGCAAAAGACCCCUUCUGCUGCUCCCUCACGCACACGCACACGCACACGCACAUGGUCCCAGCAAGUUGGACCAUUCUUCUGGCCGGCCCGCUACGGCUGCUGGCCGCUGGCCACGAAGCACCAGUCUGAGUGUCCGCAUCAUGUUCGGAACAGAUCGGAACCGACACUGCCUACAGUCCGGCACCACGUAGCGGGAGACGAGUCACGAGGACAGGCAGACCUUUGUUCUGCUGGUCUGGCCGAUGUCGCCUGUGGCCCUGCCCAGCUCUGCACACGUUACCCGGCGGAUAUACCAGGCAUUUCUUCAACACAAUCAAAACACACCACCUGUGCUCAGCACCCCCAACCUAGUGCCAAUCUCACCACUGCCAUUCGACGGCCAAUCUCUGCAGGAUUCGUGUACCUAAUACCUAUGUGCCUUUUCUUCGGGCCUUUGUGCCAAAAGAGUCAAAAACGGUGGCCAUUCUCCGACUUGCCCUAUCUCCCAGAGGCCGAGUCCGACUUCAACGUCUGA